AUGAGUUCCAACACCAACCAAAUCACAGUCACCCUGCGACAAAUCGCCAAGAUGAUCGAUCACUCUCUUCUGCACCCCACAAUGACAGAUGCCGACAUUCUUCAAGGCCUUGCUAUCGCCAAAAAGUACGGCGUCGCUACAGCCUGCGUCAAACCAUAUGCAAUCUCCAUGGCUAAGCAGGAACUUCAGGGCAGUGAUGUCUUGAUCUGUCCCGUUAUUGGCUUCCCUCAUGGAAACAGCAGCACUUCAGUCAAGCUCUUCGAAGCUGAUGUCGCUACCACUGUCGGGGGUAAUGAGAUCGACAUGGUCAUCAAUAUCGGCAAAGCACUCGGCAGUGACUGGAACUACGUCGCUGAUGAAAUCCGUCAAGUCAACAAUGUCGUUGUAAAGCGCGGUGCUAUUCUCAAAAUCAUCUUUGAAAAUGACUACCUGGAUGAGGAGCAAAUUCAGUCGGAUGGCACGUACAAUUACAAGGGUGCUACCAUUCCUCAUCUCAAGCUCAUGGUAGAGGAAUCUGGCAAGAAUGUCCAAGUCAAGGCGGCUGGAGGAGUUCGCACCCUUGACGAUUUGUUGCACGUCAUGUCGCUAGGUGUUACACGUAUUGGUGCUACAGCCACAGUUGCGAUUAUGGAGGAAGCGGUUAAGAGGGGGAUCACGGACGAGCCUACCGAGGUUACGUUCAAUCCCAUGGCUGAUAGCUCAAUCGGAGGAUACUGA
Messenger RNA from Fusarium fujikuroi IMI 58289, 717 nucleotides. RefSeq names its product related to deoxyribose-phosphate aldolase. Gene Ontology annotation, biological process: deoxyribonucleotide catabolic process; carbohydrate catabolic process. The coding region runs from base 1 to 717 and encodes 238 amino acids. Gene Ontology annotation, molecular function: deoxyribose-phosphate aldolase activity. Lineage: Eukaryota; Fungi; Ascomycota; Sordariomycetes; Hypocreales; Nectriaceae. Gene Ontology annotation, cellular component: cytoplasm. The record is from RefSeq and is a predicted model, not a curated record. The transcript is spliced from 2 exons.